AGACUCUACACCAGCCUCCCAAAGAAGACCCGUCUCGCCCUCGGCGGCACGCUCCUCGUUUGGGGCAGCCUGGGGAUGGCCUUUGGCGAUAAGCUUGAGGCCUACCUGGGGCUAACGCCGAACGAGGCCGAUUGGGAGCACCUAGACAGCGUAAUGCCUAAGAUUCGGAUCAUGGACCGCGAUCAAAACGGCGGGCAAAGCGGGAAAAAAUAG
Dichotomopilus funicola is the source of this 213-nucleotide messenger RNA. RefSeq lists its product as uncharacterized. The record is from RefSeq and is a predicted model, not a curated record. Lineage: Eukaryota; Fungi; Ascomycota; Sordariomycetes; Sordariales; Chaetomiaceae. The annotation marks the transcript as partial. The transcript has a single exon.